Molecule: messenger RNA, 741 nt
Organism: Ornithodoros turicata
Lineage: Eukaryota; Metazoa; Arthropoda; Arachnida; Ixodida; Argasidae
Exons: 1
Coding region: 1-741 (246 amino acids)
Source: RefSeq, a predicted model, not a curated record
AUGGCUGGGAUCCACAGACGAAUACGUCCUACACCAUAUGCGCCACAACUGACCAUAUACGCCGAUGAUAUCUGUCUCCGCAUAGCAGGAACGAAGAAGGAGAAGAUUCGCGACUCAGCCGACGUAGCAUUAAACGCCACCAACGAGGCCUUGUCGGAGAGGGGGCUGGAGAUAUCACCAGAAAAGUCCCAAUGUCUUCUCUGCAUCCCCCCAAGCAAACACGUUGGUAGGGACUUCCCACGUCUAAGUAUCAAUAACAUCCCUGUUCCAAGGUGUAAAGCGUGCAAAUACCUUGGUGUCACUAUUGACAGCUCCUUACGCUGGACGAAGCAGGUGAACGAAACCACUGCUAAAGGGAAGAAAUCGCUAAAUUUGCCCAGACGAAUCAGUGGCAAAGCAUGGGGCUGUAAUGCACGAUCCAUGCUCAUUCUGCACAGAGCUCUUAUUCUAUCUCGGAUUCUGUAUGCGACGCCGUACGUUGACCUGUCGCCAAUACAAUGGCUGAACCUCGAGCGUCUCCAUCGGGCCGGCAUACGAACAGCGCUUGGUCUACCGAGCUUCUCCAGCACUACCUAUACCUAUCUCGAGUCAAAAGAAAAACCCGUCAGCAUCCAUUCAAAACACAGAGGGCUCCAGUUCAUAGACAACGCAACACUUCUGGGCAAGAAGCAACUCCUCACCGGUCUUCAAGGCAACCUCGCCACGUCCCUAGGCCGCCUGGCUAGGUCGCACGCCAAUUGA